Molecule: messenger RNA, 897 nt
Organism: Fonsecaea multimorphosa CBS 102226
Lineage: Eukaryota; Fungi; Ascomycota; Eurotiomycetes; Chaetothyriales; Herpotrichiellaceae
Exons: 3
Coding region: 1-897 (298 amino acids)
Molecular function (GO): catalytic activity
Source: RefSeq, a predicted model, not a curated record
AUGCCAGUGGAAGUACCUUGGUCGCGGCUGGUGCGGUUUAUCAGCGCCGAAGACGAUGGCAUCCAUUUCGGUGACGCGGUGGUUCCUUCAGCGGAUUUCGACAUUGGAGACCCCAAAAAUGCCAAUAGUCUGGCAGCAAAGCUCAUCGAGGGAAAUCCAUUGUCCCUCGACUGCAAAGUCACUGACCAAGUUGUCAGAGUAAAGCAGCUACUGGGCCCAUUGACAAGGGACAUGGUGCCAGCGUUGAGGUGCAUCGGAGGCAAUUACAGAUCACACCUCAAGGAAAUGAAAAUGGAAAUCCCCAGAAACCCUCUACUUUUCGCCAAAUUUCCUAACGCCGUCGCCGGCUACGGCGACAACAUCCCCAUUCCGAAGUUGAUUCAAGAUGGGCAAGCCGACUACGAGGGGGAACUGGCCAUUGUGAUUGGCAAAGAGGGCAAGGACAUCAGAGUCGAGGACGCUAUGGACCAUGUCCUUGGCUACACGGCUGCAGACGACAUGUCGGCAAGGAAAUGGCAAUCAGAUCCUGAUUUGGUGGGGACGUGGCCACCGCCGCAGAUGACCUUUGCGAAGAGCUUCGAUGGGUUUUGUCCCAUGGGUCCAUGUAUCGCUUCGACCAAGGUGGUUCCCGAUCCCCACGUGCUGCCUCUCAAAACGUUCGUGAACGGCGAGCUGCGCCAGAACGGCAACACCGACGACUUUGUCUUCGGCGUCCCGCAGCUCAUUGCCUUCCUGAGCCAAGGCAACACUCUACAGGUGGGGAGCAUCAUCCUGACCGGGACUUGUUCAGGCGUCGGUUUCGCAAUGAAGCCACCACAGCAUUUGAAGACCGGAGACAAAAUUGAGAUUUCGUUCGGCCCGAUCGGGACGUUGGUCCACGGUAUCAAAUACGAGUGA